Cucumis melo (muskmelon) is the source of this 558-nucleotide messenger RNA. RefSeq names its product cytochrome b-c1 complex subunit 8-like. Lineage: Eukaryota; Viridiplantae; Streptophyta; Magnoliopsida; Cucurbitales; Cucurbitaceae. Gene Ontology annotation, biological process: mitochondrial electron transport, ubiquinol to cytochrome c. Bases 159 to 377 code for a protein of 72 amino acids. The record is from RefSeq and is a predicted model, not a curated record. The transcript has 2 exons.
CAACGGUGAGUGUUAGUAUUGAAAUACGCAGUUCUCGUGAAUGAGCCUGGCUUAGAUUUGGGAACAAGAGCCAACCCCUUUCGACCGAGAAGCCGUCGUCUUCACCAUAUUCGCCUCAACCAUUCGAUAGCCACGUUUGAAGAAGAAUUAGGAUUGCCAUGGGGAAGCAACCGGUUCGGAUGAAGGCUGUGAUCUAUGCUUUAUCGCCGUUCCAACAGAAGAUCAUGUCAGGGUUAUGGAAUGACUUGUCCGGCAAGAUUCACCAUAAGAUCUCCGAGAACUGGAUCAGUGCCGCCCUUCUAAUUACCCCUGUCGUCGGCUCCUACACGUACGUACAGCAGUACAAGGAGAAGGAAAAGUUGUCUCACAGGUACUGAGCGCCUGGUCCCUUGAUAUGAUAUGUCAUCCCUCUACCUUGAAGAACUUUUGAUCUUUAUCAAUUUUUUGUUAUAUGCAAAUGGAGCUAUGGUUUCUUAGACUAUGAGGACGUGCUUUUAUUUUGAGGAACAUUUUCUCUCUUGUUCGUUGGAAUAAAUUACAACAUUUUUCUGUUGUCAA